AUGCGUUGCACUACGUUCUUGGCUGUCACUCUUUCGACGCUUGUCACGGCGCGUGACGUUCCGUUCAUUAGCACACUCCUUGAUCCUCUGCAAGCCGUUAUUCAGUCUGCUUUCGCUGGUGAUGGAGUCAAGGUCGGUCAGCUCGGAUCCCUCGGGGGUAUUCCUGGCGUAGAUGCCACCUACGACUACGUCGUUGUGGGAGGAGGUACGGCUGGAAACACCAUCGGAUACCGACUGGCCAAGGCUGGAUUCAGUGUCGCCAUUGUCGAAGCUGGGUCUUUCCUCGAGAUCUCCAAGCCUAUCCUCGCUACGGCUCCUGGUGGUGUUACUUGUGGUAGCGGUGCCAGUCUUCUCGACUCCAACCCUCUGCGCGAUUGGCGAUUUACCACGACCCCCCAGACGAACGCAGAUGAUCGCGAGAUUCACUAUGCCCGUGGAAAGGUCCUCGGUGGCUCUUCUCAGCUCAACUUCCUCGUUUACCACCGACCGACCAACGGUACUAUGGACAAGUGGGCAAAGGAGGUUGGAGAUGACAGCUACAAGUGGGAUCAGAUGCUUCCUCACUUCCAGGCCACCCCGAGCUUUACUCCUCCCGACAACACCAAGCGUGGCCCCAACGUGACGACCGACUACGACCCCGCCGCCUUCUCCUCAACCGGAGGUCCUAUUCAAGUCAGCUACGCCAACUAUGUUCCCUCGUGGGCCACAUACGUCGAGAAGGGCCUCAAGUCCCUUGGCCUUAAGAGCAUCGACGGCUUCAGCAGCGGCAGCCUGCUCGGCUACUCAUACACCACAACCUCGGUCCGACCCAAGACCGCUACUCGCAGCGCAUCUGAUGACUUUGUCAAGGCUGCCCGCAGCGAGAAGCUCGAGACUCUUAAGGUGUACACUCAGAGUCUGGCUAAGCGUGUUCUCUUCAACGGUGAUAAGAAGGCCACUGGCGUUCAGGUUAGCUCUUUGGGUAUGGAGUAUACUCUCACGGCUCGAAAUGAAGUCAUCGUCAGUGGUGGUGCUUUCCAGUCUCCCCAGAUCCUCAUGGUCUCUGGCGUCGGCCCCAAGAAGCACCUCGAGGAGUUUGACAUUGACGUGGUUGCCGAUCUCCCCGGUGUCGGCCAGAACCUGUGGGACCACAUUCUCUUUGGACCAUCAUUCGAGGUUCAGGGUCUCGACGACACUCUGAGCGUGGCCAUCAACGACCCUGCCGUGUUCCAAGGCGCCCUCGAUGCCUAUGCCGGACAGCAAGCUGGACCCCUGACAUCCAACCAGGUCGAGCUUUUGGGCUGGGAGAAGGUUCCUAAGAAGUACCGAUCCAAGUUCUCCAACGAGACCUUGAAGAAGCUUUCUGCCUUCCCUAGCGACUGGCCUGAAGUUGAGUUCAUCCCUCUUAACGUCUACUCUGAGGAUUGGUCGUUCCCUAUCCUCCAGCAACCCGCCGAUGGCAAGAAGUACACCAGCAUCAACGGCGCUCUGGUUGCACCCCUUUCCCGUGGUAACAUUACUCUCCAAUCCAACUCGACCACGGAUGCACCUCUCAUCAACCCCAACUUCCUGGGUGACAAGGGUGAUCAAGAGGUUGCCAUCGCCCUUUUCCGACGACUUCGCGAGGUGGCCAAGUCCACUCCCCUGAAGAACAUUGUUCUCAAUGAGGUGUACCCUGGCGCCAAGUACGAGACGGAUGAGCAGAUUCUCGCUGUUCUUCGUGACACCCUCAUGACCGUCUGGCACGCUGCCUGCACCUGCAAGAUGGGCAAGCCUGAAGACAAGAUGGCUGUUCUCGACUCCAAGGCCCGCGUGUAUGGUGUCAAGGGCCUGCGCGUUGUUGAUGCCUCUGCUUUCCCUGUUCUUAUUCCCGGUCACCCCUUGGGUACUGUCUAUGCAUUGGCUGAGAAGAUUGCCCAUGAGAUUAUUACAGAACAGGGAAGUGCGAGCUACGAAGUGGAGGUGAAUGUUGGAGCUUAG
This is a messenger RNA of Fusarium keratoplasticum, 1959 nucleotides long. RefSeq lists its product as uncharacterized. The transcript has 2 exons. Gene Ontology annotation, molecular function: oxidoreductase activity, acting on CH-OH group of donors; flavin adenine dinucleotide binding. Bases 1 to 1959 code for a protein of 652 amino acids. NCBI's taxonomy places the organism in Eukaryota, Fungi, Ascomycota, Sordariomycetes, Hypocreales, Nectriaceae. Gene Ontology annotation, biological process: secondary metabolite biosynthetic process. The record is from RefSeq and is a predicted model, not a curated record.